GAGCACAAUUCCAACAUUGUUCCGAGCGAGUUAGCUGGCUGGCUCGCGCUCGUGCUAGCGUUAGCCAAAAAACUUUUAUAAACUGUUUUCUUUGUUUAACUUUUUAUAACUACAAUAAACAAAGGAUUAUGAGGUUUAUAUCACUGUAACGAGUCGGACUGUGGAUUUUUAUUUCAUUUUCAAUGGGCGUUUAUUGUGACGUGAAGUUCUUUCAGCGGCUUCAUUCCCAACAGGACGCGGGGAGUCGAGGCGGGAUGGACGUGUACGCCGUGAUGGGAUUAAUCUGACGCUCUCUCGAUGUGGACUGCGGGGAGGUGAAACGAUGGCGACAGGUUGGAGGAACGAUGAGGACGAGGCGAGUUACAGCGUUAACACGCCGCUGUGUGAGGACAUGCGUGAGAAGGAGGAGUCUGCGGCAGCGGCGUCCAUCUUCCAGUCGGAGGAUGAGGUGUUCUCGUGGCCCGGGCCGAAGACGGUGCGAUUACGGCGCACGUCGCUGGGCUUUGGCUUCACCCUGCGCCACUUCAUCGUGUAUCCUCCCGAAUCCGCUGUACAUUCCACUUACAAGGAUGAGGACGGGGAUCAUCGAGGACGAGCUCGGAACAGACUGGAGCCCAUGGACACCAUCUUUGUGAAGCAGGUUAAAGAGGGAGGGCCUGCACACGGAGCCGGGCUCUGCACAGGAGACCGCAUCGUGAAGGUGAACGGAGAGAGCAUCAUCGGGAAGACGUACUCUCAGGUCAUCGCCGUGAUCCAGAACAGUGACACCUUUCUGGAGCUGAGCGUGAUGCCCAAGGAUGAGGACAUCCUGCAGCUGGCGUACUCGCAGGAUGCCUACCUUAAAGGUCAUGACGCCUACAGCGGAAACGCUCGCCACAUCCCGGAGCCGCCUCCCAUAUGUUACCCACGAGUAGACUGUAAACCCCUCGGGAUGGCUGAGGCGACGGAAAUCACCACCUCAGGGGGGCUGCAAUCAGAUUUGGGGUACCGCGUGGAGAUACCUGUCCCCCCCUCGCCUCCACCGAGAAUCCCGAAGACUCAAACGGCGGUGUGCGUGUGCAACGAAAGCGUCCGGACGGUGGUGGUGCCGCCGCCGGUGGACGUCCACAUGGUUCCCGGAGAGUACGGUCACGCGGGUCCUGAACCUAUGCUGAUGAGAACGAGGUCGUAUCUUCACCCACGCAAACCUGACCUAUAUCCUCCAGGUUACCAUGGAGAUUCGUAUGCUGUUCCACCGCCUCGUUAUCAUCCGUCUUCUUCCAGCGUUUCUCCAGCUUCCCGUCAAAAUAUCGACUGGCGGACGUAUCAGACUUACAGGGAGUACAUCGACCACAAAGGCCUCCACACGUACAGUCGGACGAUUCAGGAGCGCCUGGACAGUUUGCGUGCUGCCGCGGCCGCUUCCCAGACCUCUUCGAACUUUGCGCAGAAAGCCCCUUGGGGCAGUAAAAUCCGACGCAGGAGUACGUCGCAUGACCGGUCCUAUCAAGGCCCCCCUAUGCUUCCGCCUCGCAGUGCCUCCCAGGAUCGGAUGACUGGGUCAGAAAGAGCGUCCCGAGCAGAAGACUGGCCUCCUCGGAGCAUCUCCUCAGACGCGAUCAUCCGGAACGUUCGAUUUCAUUCCACAGACUACAUCGAGCACGGUGAAAUGGCUCCUUGGCCUGUCGAUCGGAGAGGUUAUGCCAGGACGGAGCAAGGACCGCGUCCCAAUCGCCAAGCCGUUCCCCAGAGACCGACGAUGUAUCCGCAUUCCUACGGGAACAACGUCCGAGGUAAAUCCAGUCCACAUCAGCUGAGCUGUAGAACGGACAUCCCGCCUCCUGCGGUUUCUUCCGACAGAGUCUCGCGCGUUGGCAAAAAUCAGCCCAAAGAAGCACAGCCGUGUAAAGACCAAAGACUUUUAAGUCAUCACGUUGGGGUUUCUGCGGCGAGCCAGCAGUCCAGGACUCGUGCCGAGACGAUGCAGAGUCCAGACCCGGUCAAAGAAGCCUCGGUGGGUCAAAGGUCAACUUCCUGCUCUCUGCCUACACCUUCGAGGCAGGCCCAGCCCGCAGCUCCAGGGCAGAGGACCCACCCGCGGGACCUCAAGGGAUUAUCGGUGAACGGGUGUAGUCCAGUGGAAGGUGUGGUGCUGAGAGAGAAACUCUCCACGGGGAAAAGCACACCGCUGCGCCAUCCUUCCUACAUCCAGGCGCAGGAGCAUCAAGACUCCCUGUUCAGCUCUGCUAGUCUGAACGAAUCGCUCGACUCCAUCCCCUUCAUUGAUGAGCCAGCGAGUCCGAGUGUGGAUCAGAACGCUGGUCAUAUCUCCGCGUCAGCUGUGAUCUCCAUGGCACAGAGCGUGGCGGCGGCGGCGGCCGACUCCCCCUGCUCCGACACGUCCAGCCCUCUCAUGCACAGACAUCUGUCUCACGACCAGGAAUCUCUCAGAAGCGCUAUUCUGGAACAAAGUGGAACCAAAACGGAGCGCUCCAAAUCGUAUGAUGAAGGUUUGGACACGUACAGGGAGGAGGGGCGACGUCGUUCCAGUAAACCCAGUCUGAAGGUGUUCAGGAAGGCGUUGGAUGGUCAUAAAUCGUCAGACGACUCCAGUUCGCGGCGAGACUCGUGCUCGGACAUCUUCCCCGAGUUCUUUAAGGAGGGCUGGCUGCAUUUCCGACAGCUCAACACGGACAAGAACAAACGUGUGGGCGGAGGAAUGCGGGCGUGGAAGCAGAUGUACGGCGUGUUGCGGGGCCACUCGGUCUUCCUGUACAAGGACCGAAAGGAGGCUCACGUGCAUUCGCAGCUGGACGACGAGCCGCAGCAGGUGAGCAUCAAAGCCUGCCUCAUCGACAUCUCCUACAGCGACACCAAGCGCAAAAACGUCUUCCGGCUCACGACGUCCGACUGCGAGUACCUGUUCCAGGCUGAGAGUCGGGACAACAUGCUGUCCUGGAUACGGGCCAUUCAGGAGAACAGCAACCUGGAGGACGACGAGAACGCAGGUGUGACGAGCACUGACCUGAUCAACAGGAAGAUCAAAGAGUACAUCUCCAUGAGUGCUCCUACAAGUAAGGCAGAACCUUCACCCAAACCUUUGCGACCGUCUAUAAGCAUCAAACACACACUGCUGGGGGGCGUGGGGAGCAAGAGUCAGAGCACACACUCUCCCAGGAGCGAGCAGGAGAGGAGCAGUAAAGAUGACUCGAGUCCACCGCGGGACAAAGCCGCCUGGAAGAGAGGAAUCCCAGGGCUGAAGAAAAGGCCACAGGAGAAAAAGCCCACAGCGGGUGUGAUGUUUGGAGUGCGACUGGACAGCUGUCCUCCCGCACACAACAACAGGCUUGUGCCUCUGAUCGUGGAGGUGUGCUGUAAGCUGGUGGAGGAGAGGGGGUUGGAGUACACAGGGAUCUACAGAGUUCCCGGGAACAAUGCGGCCAUCUCCAGCAUGCAGGAGGAGCUGGACACUAAGGGGAUGACCGACAUCGACCUGCAUGACGACAAAUGGCGGGAUUUAAACGUUAUCUCCAGUUUACUCAAAUCGUUCUUCAGGAAGCUCCCAGACCCUCUGUUUACUAACGACAAGUAUUCCGAGUUUAUCGAAGCUAAUCGAAAGGAGGAUGGGGUGGAGAGAUUAAAAGCACUAAAGAGACUGAUCCAUGAGCUUCCUGAGCAUCAUUAUGAAACCCUGAAGUUCCUGUCUCGACAUCUGAAGACCGUCUCUGAGAACUGUGAGAAAAACAAGAUGGAGCCACGUAACCUGGCCAUCGUGUUCGGCCCGACACUGGUCAGAACCUCGGAGGACAACAUGACACACAUGGUCACUCACAUGCCUGAUCAGUACAAGAUCGUGGAGACGCUCAUUCAGCAGUACGACUGGUUCUUCUCAGAAGAAGGAGAUGAGGAGCCUGUAACGUCUGUGGAGCAGGAGAGCACGGUUCAGUCUCAGCCCGUUCCUAACAUCGACCACCUGCUGACCAACAUCGGCCGCACCGCCCCCUCACCUGGAGACUUCUCAGCAGAUUCAGCCACCAGCGACUCUGCCAAAUCAAAGGUGGUGUCGUUGCUCCUUUUCCAGCAGGGCUCCUGGGGCUCGGGUAAAGACCAGUACAGCAGAGAGCUGCUGCGCUCGUCCAUCUUCGCCAGCCGCAAGCGCAAAAAACCCAAAGACAAACCUCAGAUGAGCAGCUCGGAGGACGACCUGGACGCCAGCUUCUCCAAGAAAGAGCUUCAGGACGAGAGCGAGCCGAACGACGAGCAGAACGUAAAGGUCGAGAGCGAGGCAGACGUGUGCGGUCGUCUAGAAAGGUCCGAUGGCGCCGAUCAGAGAUCGGAGAAAUGCCUCGUUGACGUUCCGACAGAAUUUAAAUCCGACAUCCUGCCUCUGAAACCACCGCAGUUCGAUAAAUCUAGCGAGUCUCCGAAAAAACACCGAGCUCAGAGAGAAAUGGCGCGUCAGAAUUCGCUCUCGGAUCCGCCCUCGACCUCGCACGACGAGGGCUGCGUUUCGGAUUUGGGAACGUUGAACAGCACGAGUUCUCAAGCGUCUGGCCCGAGAAUCAGGAAGGGCAGGAUUCCAGGUCCCUGGACGGAGAACGCAGGAGCGGAGGUGUGCUCCAUCACGUCGGAUUACUCCACCACGUCCUCCAUGACGUUCCUGACGGGGAUCGAGUCCACCGCGCUGAGUCCGGCUCACGACGCCGACGACGAGAGGAGCGAGCUGAUCAGCGAGGGCAGAAACAUCGAUUCGGACAGCGAGAGCAACUUAUCCGUGUUCGCGCUCGCCAGAGACGACGGAGCGUCCGAAGACGUUUUAUCUGUACGGGAAGAAGGCGGAGUUGCGCCUUUUCAGACUUCCCCCAGUCUUCUGGUGUCGCAGCGCAUCGUCGCAGGUGACACGUUGGCGCGGAAGAGAGGAAGCCGACAAAAAACGGACAGCGAGUCUUCGACGGACGGCGGACGCAGCGAUCAGGAGUCGAGGAUUUCCAAAAUGCUGGAUGUCGUCAAGGGGAAAAACGGCAGCAGUGAAAACGAACCCGUCUGGCGAAUCAAAAUCACCGAUCGCCUCAAGUGUCGACUUCGCGCCUCCGCCGACGACAUGUUCGGUGUCGGGUCACAGCGCACCAGAUCUCCUGAAACGCGCAGCAAACGGAAGACCAACAUACGGCGCCGCCACACGAUGGGCGGCCAGAGAGACUUCGCGGAACUGUCCGUCAUCACCGGGGCCGAGCUGUCCGCCAUGGAUCGCUUAAAACCCAAAUGCAGCUCGCAGGACUUUUCCAUCACUGACUGGAUCGUCAGGGAGCGCCAUCGCACGAGCAACCCGGAAGUCAGCCUGGAAAACUCUGACCUGUUCUCCGCCGGGGCCUCGGGGUCCAGUUCAGGGAUGUUCAACGGAGAAGCGGUGGCUCAGUUCAAAAGCUUCAGCUUGGCCUCUGACGCUCAUCCACACAAACUGUCUGGGGUGCAGGUGGUGCGCUCACGUUUUUAUCAGUACUUGUGAACAGACUGAAGCGCGCGAGUGACUGAGUGUACGGUACUUAAAACAACAAGUUAUUUUUUUAUACCAGAUUUAAAAAAAAAACAAAAGAAGUGAAGGAGGACGGUACUGACGCAGGUUUCCUACGGUCAGGAGGACGAGGAGGCUGACGGAUGACGUCUUUCUCUGACCGAAUCUGUUUUUAAAAUAUUUCCUCCCUCUGAGAACUGAAUUCUGAUUUGACUCGAGGUUCGUCUCGGAGCGAAGAGAAAUCUCUCGCGGUUCGACCCGAAGACGAAGACCCGGUGUUGCUGGACGAAUUUACGAUUUAACAAUUCCGCUGCCGUGACAAGUCGGGUGUGGUGGUGAUGAAGGGGGAGGGGGUAAACAGGUGGGGUUAUGUUCUCGGAUGAAUUGGGCACGUACGUGACUUCUGAAAAGAUUUUAAGACGACUUGUUCUCGCAAGUGUAAGAAGGUUUCAACUCAACCGAAAUGAAGAAUGUAUCCGAUCUGCUUUGCUGUAACGCUUAAUUUGCGCCAUUUCUCGUUUUAUUUGUACAUAGCCCCUUUAUUUUAAUGUACUUGAAAUGAUUUUCCCAUCGUUUGAGCUUCUUUGUGUAGCGUGUUCUUUUACGGAUAUAAUUAGAGCUGCAGCCGCUUACCUUAUUGUCGUACAGCCGUCAGAAGAAUUCGAAUCAGAAAAAAACCGAGGCGUAAAUAAAUAUCCGCGUCGUCCGAUAUCAGCCGGUUUGACUUAAAGUAGCAUUAAAAAAAAAAAAGUUUCCCUGCAUCGAGAAACAAAUCGAAAAUCUUUUUUACUCCAAACUCACGUGUGAUCGAAGCGUCAAGGCAGAUGUUUAAUCGACAGACGUUUAAAAUAUGCGACGUACGAAAUCCGCUGCUAUCACGACUACUACUCCGACGCAGUUAUGUACGACGUGUUCGAAGUUCGGUUUCUUUGGUUUCCGAGGCGCUUGAUUAUUUAAAUAUACGUAUCGAGACACUACGAAGAGAAAUAAAGCUCGGAAGGCUGUGUAGCUAAUCUAAUCCGAAAACAAACGUGCAUGUAAACCAAAAAAAAAAAAUUUUCCAUGCCGAUCAGCUGAUUUAAUUUGCAUAUAGCUAGCUAGCAUUUUCUCAUUAUUAGGAAAGCCAUGACAAACUUGUAACAUUUUUAUACAGAUUUAAAGCUAAAUAUUUAAUGAAAGUGUUCCGACAAUGUGUGUUUUUGUCUAAGUAAAAAAAGUGGUUUGUGAGUUUGGUGUAAAAAACAAAACAUCUUCGGCUCUUUUCUCGUUGCAAGGGAAACGUCCCGGUUCCAAAAAAAAUACACCUCAGCGUGUUUGUUUCACAUUUAAAGUUGAGAAAUGCUUCUCUUCAGUAUGGCACGUGUGUAUCCGGGUGAUGAAGCUGCACCGCGUGAAACUCGUGCCAUACGUUCUUCUAAAACAUACUGUGAAGAGAACACGUUCCUGACAUAAUGAGAACACGCCUCCUGAUCCUGUUCUGGCGUUUCACGUUGGUCUUAACAUUUUUUUUUUUUAAAGAAAGAAAAACUUCUCUGCAUUUCACUGUUGUAGACGACAUUUGUGUAGAAUAAUUUAAAUGUUGCAGCACGUCUCCCGUCAGUUCUGUAGGUGUUGUACAAGACGGGCGUGUAGACCGUGGGACCGAGGGACUGGACCAUGUUCAUCAUCUCCAGGUGUGUGUGUGUGUGUGCGCGUGUGUGUGUGUGUAUGAGAGAGAGGUCUUGUUUUUUCUAUCAUGCCCUGUCUGCUACAGAUGUGGACGAAUGAAACACUGGAAACACAAAUAAUAAAACCGUUUUCUGUCUGAGCUGGAAA
Messenger RNA from Neoarius graeffei (lesser salmon catfish), 7306 nucleotides. RefSeq names its product Rho GTPase activating protein 21b (gene arhgap21b). The transcript is spliced from 25 exons. Gene Ontology annotation, molecular function: protein binding. Bases 323 to 5485 code for a protein of 1720 amino acids. The record is from RefSeq and is a predicted model, not a curated record. Gene Ontology annotation, biological process: signal transduction. Lineage: Eukaryota; Metazoa; Chordata; Actinopteri; Siluriformes; Ariidae.